CCUCCGUCCUCUUCCCUGUGUCCCUUCUUUUUUAACCUAAAAUUCAACCCAAAUUCACUCCAAAAUCCAAAUGAACCCCAAAUCCACCCUCAACCACUAGCUGCCUCACUCUCUUCCGUCUCUCCCUUGUUCUUCCACUUCCGCCACACACUCUCUCUCUCUCUCUACUCCCCUCCUCUCAGAAACUUCCUCAGGACCUGUCUUUCUCUCUUCGUCUGAGGUUUUUUUCAGGCUAACUGGUGGAUGAAUGACAGACUAUAGGUCGCCGCCGACUAUGAACCUUUGGUCCGAUGACAACUCCUCCGUUAUGGAGGCUUUCAUGAGCUCCGAUCUAUCCGUGCUCUGGCCUGCUCCGCCUCAGCCCCAGUCCUCUGCUUCCACUACUACUCCUGGACCCGACCCCACCAAGCCUCUUCCUCAGUCUCAGUCUUCCGCUGCUCUCUUCAAUCAAGAAACCCUUCAGCAGCGCCUUCUGGCUUUGAUUGAAGGUGCCAGAGAGAGCUGGACCUAUGCUAUCUUUUGGCAAUCGUCGUACGACUACUCCGGCGCGUCCUUGCUCGGCUGGGGCGAUGGGUACUACAAAGGGGAGGAAGAUAAAGGAAAAGGGAAGGCCAAAACGCUGUCGUCUGCGGCGGAGCAGGAGCACCGGAAGAAGGUUCUACGCGAGCUGAAUUCCCUCAUUUCUGGAUCCUCUGCCCCCAGCGACGACGCCGUGGACGAAGAAGUCACCGAUACGGAGUGGUUCUUUCUCGUUUCCAUGACUCAAUCGUUUGUCAACGGCGACGGGUUACCGGGUCAGGCCUUCUACAAUUCUACCCCUGUCUGGAUCACCGGUGGGGAGAGGCUGGCGGCUUCGACCUGCGAAAGAGCGAGACAGGGCCAGGUUUUCGGGCUUCGGACUUUGGUUUGUAUCCCAUCGGCGAAUGGGGUGGUGGAGCUGGGAUCCACUGAAUUGAUUUUCCAGAACUCGGAUCUGAUGAACAAGGUGAAAGUAUGGUUCAAUUUCAACAAUCCCGAAAUUGGUUCGUGGCCUCUCAUGACUCCUAAUGCCGAUCAAGGUGAGAACGACCCUUCCUCGCUUUGGCUUAACGAUCCGUCUUCUGGAAUUGAAAUCAGAGAUUCGACCAACGCCACUGUUCCGGCGUCCGUUCCGAGCUCGAAUAACAGUCACAACAUCCAGUCAGUUGCUAAGCCAAUGCAGUUUGAAACCCCUGUUUCGAGUACUUUAACUGAAGCACCAAGUGUUGUUCAUGUCCCGAAUACUCAAUAUGGUAACCAGCAACGGCAACCGGCACAGCAAUCGCAGAGCCAGGGGUUCUUCUCGAAGGAGUUGAACUUUUCUGAAUAUGGGUUCGACGGAAACGGCCUAAAGAACGGGAAUAUGCAUUCCUUGAAGCCGGAAUCAGGUGAAAUUUUGAACUUUGGGGAUAGCAAGAGGAACUCUUAUGGUGGGAAUGGGAAUUUCUUUACAGGACAGAGUCCAUUCGUCGCAGAAGACAACAAGAAGAGGAAGUCACCUACUUCCAAGGGUAGUAACGAUGAAGGGAUGCUCUCGUUUACUUCCGGUGUGGUUUUGCCCACUUCUAACAUGAAGUCUUCUGGCGGCGGCGGCGAUUCCGAUCACUCGGAUCUUGAAGCUUCGGUGGUGAAGGAAGCGGAUAGUAGCAGAGUGGUAGAACUAGAAAAGCGACCUCGCAAAAGAGGACGAAAGCCGGCGAAUGGCAGGGAGGAGCCUCUGAAUCACGUUGAAGCAGAGAGGCAGAGGAGAGAGAAGCUGAACCAGAGGUUCUACGCACUUCGUGCCGUAGUCCCAAACGUGUCAAAAAUGGACAAAGCAUCGCUUCUGGGCGACGCCAUAUCUUACAUCAACGAGCUCAAGUCGAAGCUCCAGAAUUUAGAAUUGAACAAUAAUGAUUUACAGAAGCAGCUGGAUUCAGUCAAGAAGGAACUCGAGCAGGCCACUAGUAAAGAUUCUCGUGCACCCCCACCAGACAAAGAACAAAAGACCUCAAACAACCAAGUAAACGGCAAGCUAAUAGAUUUAGACAUCGAUGUGAAGAUCAUAGGUUGGGAUGCAAUGAUUCGAAUCCAAUGUAGCAAGAGGAACCAUCCGGCAGCGAGAUUGAUGGCCGCUUUACAGGAGCUAGACCUGGAAGUGAACCACGCGAGUGUGUCGGUAGUGAAUGAUCUGAUGAUCCAACAAGCCACUGUAAAGAUGGGAAGUCGAUUUUACACACAGGAGCAGCUCCGGCUAGCACUUGCGUCCGAGGUUGGAGAUGUUCGAUAAGUCCUCCACAACACUGGGGAUAGGUUUUGAUUAGUGUAUCUCGUCUUCAUCCUCUUGAUGUAGGACUCCGGGACAAUUUUAAGGCUUCCCUGUAGCUGGCAAUCCCUGUAAAAUCCACUACUGUUCCAUUGUCUGUCUUUGUAUUUUUUUUGGGUAGCUAUAUCUAUUUAAUUUUGAGGUAAUUUUCCAUGGUUUAUGUGGUGGGCAAAAGUAGGUAGUUCCGAGUGAGUGAAAACUGAGUAUUUUUGUGCCAAUAUUGUCUGUCUAGAUUGUACAUAUAAUGUCAUAAACUUGAACCUCAUCAAA
This is a messenger RNA of Neltuma alba, 2593 nucleotides long. Its product is annotated as transcription factor MYC2-like. NCBI's taxonomy places the organism in Eukaryota, Viridiplantae, Streptophyta, Magnoliopsida, Fabales, Fabaceae. The record is from RefSeq and is a predicted model, not a curated record. Gene Ontology annotation, biological process: regulation of DNA-templated transcription. Gene Ontology annotation, cellular component: nucleus. Gene Ontology annotation, molecular function: protein dimerization activity; transcription cis-regulatory region binding; DNA-binding transcription factor activity. The coding region runs from base 248 to 2287 and encodes 679 amino acids. The transcript has a single exon.